CACAACAAAUAAUCUAUAAAAUGGUAAUGUGACCCCAAAAAAAAUCUGUCUCUAUUCUCUGAUAGCUAAGCUAUGUUGUCAUGAAGUGAAAAAAAAUGAUAAUAAUAAUGUAUUGUGGUUGGAGAUCAAAGGACAGCGCAUGUUACACAAUCUCACAUGGCCUCCCCUGCUCUUCCCUAAUCAUAAAAUCCCAUUUUCAUAAGAAUUCAUGAUGGCCACUCUCAUUCCCAGGGGCGCCCCAAUGAAUGCCUCUGUUGAAUCUUCUCCUUUAAGGAACGAGGCUCGGAUUGAUGAACUUUUGGAGCUCUACUGGUUCUUUGAGAAUCUGCUUAUUAGGAGGAGCCCAAGAAUUUCGAGCUCCCGCUCUGAUCCUUGUCUUUCUAAUGUUGCCCACCAGGUGUUUGUUGAAAGUCCUGCUCGGGAUGUCUGCUCUUCUGGUUUKGAUGUGGGUGUUUCGCCUGGGAAUGGUGGCGCUAAGCGUAGGAAUCUGCUCCGAACGCCGUCGUUGCCGUCGCGUAUGGAUCGAGAAGAAGGAAUUCGGGAAAUGGUGGCAGUAAACGCCGGAAUCUGCUCCGAACACCAUCACUGCCGGCCCGUAUGGAAGGAGAAGAAGGAAUUCGAGAGAAAGGCAAUGGUUCCAAGCUAUUGUCAGAGCAUGGUCUGCUUCAAAAACCAGCCAAGCCGCCUUAUGUAGAGAGGAAAGAAGAAGGAACUCACGGCAAAGAAAUCAACGGCACUCGAAGGAGCAAAUCGGCAAGGAAACCRCAGCAUAGUAAUCUGCUAAGAACACCAUCUUUGCCACCGUGUAUAGGAAGGGAAAAGGAAUUUGGAGAAAAGGAAGCUGCUGCUAGAAUCAGAAACUCUACUCAGCCAAACCUUUCUGAGUUAUUUCCCACAAGACAAGAGAUUCUAGAGAAGAACUUCAGCCUCCCAAUGUGUCGAAUCCCGACAAGCAACGACGAAAUGUGGCAUCAAUUUCUGGUCCAAAUGAGGAGGAGGAGAAGCCAAAGGGAACUUGAAUCAGAAGAAGUACAGGGUUUCAAGGACUUGGGAUUCACAUUUGACAAAAAAGAUAUAAACCCAACAGUGGCUGAUAUAAUUCCAGGCUUGAGAGAGAAAAAGGAGGAAGAUUUGGAGAGUGAAAGGGGUAGAAGUAGAAGGCCUUAUCUUUCUGAAGCAUGGAUGCUCCAAAACCAUCUCCUCCCUCCAAUUCCAAAAUGGGAUUCUAGAAGAUCUGCACAAGACAUGAAACAACAAAUCAAGUUUUGGGCUAGAGCUGUGGCUUCUAAUGUGCACUAAAAAUGCUACUCGAAACUCGGGUUGGAUUGGGUUGGAGUUCAAAUGAACCUCAUUUUAUUGGAGAAAGUAGAGUAAAAGCUGCGGGACAGACAACCGAGGAGAGCAAAAUAUAGAACUUUUUGUCACUUUUUUUUAACACCAAGUGAUCCAUCAAAGAGAAAGAUGGCCUCAAAAUGCAAUGUUUGCAAAUUGCAAACAUGYUGGUUUGUUCUGAAGCUACAAAAGAAAAAGAGUUUUGCUUCAAAUCUGAGUAGAUGAGGUGGCUUGCAUUGGAGAUUUUGGCUUCAUCAUCGUCUUCUAUUCAUCAAAAGGGAAAAAGUGAAAAUUGGAAUGUGACAUUUGGAAAUAAGAUAAUUGUAUUGUUACUAUAUUAGAACAAGAUUUGUAAGCUUUUUUCAUUUAUUAUUUGUAAUUUAAUUUAUUUUUUUAUACAUCAAUUAAUCACAUAAAG
Molecule: messenger RNA, 1750 nt
Organism: Momordica charantia (bitter melon)
Lineage: Eukaryota; Viridiplantae; Streptophyta; Magnoliopsida; Cucurbitales; Cucurbitaceae
Source: RefSeq, a predicted model, not a curated record